UCAGCCAGUGCUGGAGCUGCAGAAACAGAGACCAGCCCUCCACUGGCCUCUGACCUGACCCUCUCCAGUGGCCUUCUCUGUAUUAGCAGCUUCUGCUGCUGCGUCAGAUACUCUCAGCUGCAACUCCCUGCAAGGUGGGGCACCCAUCUCAGGCAGAAGGCUUUGGUGCACCCCACUGAUCAGAUUCCCCAGGACUGUCGCUGCCAGUGGCCUCAGGAUGAAAGGGGAGACCCCUGUGAACAGCACUAUGAGUAUUGGGCAAGCCCGCAAGAUGGUGGAACAGCUUAAGAUUGAAGCCAGCUUGUGCCGGAUAAAGGUGUCCAAGGCAGCAGCAGACCUGAUGACUUAUUGUGAUGCCCACGCCUGUGAGGAUCCCCUCAUCACCCCUGUGCCCACUUCGGAGAACCCUUUCCGGGAGAAGAAAUUCUUCUGUGCUCUCCUCUGAGCUGCCCUGUUCCUCUUCACAACUCUUCACCUUUCCCUCUCCCGGGCGCCCUUCCUUAUUUAUGUCAGUAACUGUCGUGAGCCCCCGAGGAUCCCUGCAUCCCACCCCUAGCCCUUGCCCAACCCUGUGAGGUUAUCUGAAGCCCAGGCCCUCCCUCACCUGUCUGCUGACUCCAUUUCCUCGCCCACUGUGGCGGACCCAAAGCACCCUGUGACUCAGGGCACCCGUAGCUCCACCCACAGAAGGGCUGGCAGACUCUGUCAGCGUCCCGCCGGCUUCCCUCUGUGACCUGCUCAGACAAUGGAGAGAGGGAUGGGCUGGGUGCUUGCUCUCAGUCUCACCUUGGAGCUAUUGGGAUGCUAAAGCCAUGUGAAGAAUAAAGUCAUCCAGAGUCUCAGAGGA
Messenger RNA from Capra hircus (goat), 847 nucleotides. RefSeq names its product G protein subunit gamma 3 (gene GNG3). Gene Ontology annotation, molecular function: G-protein beta-subunit binding. Lineage: Eukaryota; Metazoa; Chordata; Mammalia; Artiodactyla; Bovidae. The record is from RefSeq and is a predicted model, not a curated record. Bases 218 to 445 code for a protein of 75 amino acids. Gene Ontology annotation, cellular component: heterotrimeric G-protein complex. Gene Ontology annotation, biological process: G protein-coupled receptor signaling pathway. The transcript has 3 exons.